Molecule: messenger RNA, 702 nt
Organism: Sporothrix brasiliensis 5110
Lineage: Eukaryota; Fungi; Ascomycota; Sordariomycetes; Ophiostomatales; Ophiostomataceae
Product: INO80 complex subunit C
Exons: 1
Coding region: 1-702 (233 amino acids)
Biological process (GO): chromatin remodeling
Cellular component (GO): Ino80 complex
Source: RefSeq, a predicted model, not a curated record
AUGGCCACCCAAACACCCGAACAGAUCGCCGCACAGGCUGCGCACGUCGAGCUCAUUGAGCAGCGUGACAUCCACUCUAUCCACAAGACGUUCCGCAACCCGUCGUGGAAGCCGAACCAGCGGCGCAACAAGAACGUCAAGACCAUCCUGGGCGACGCGUCGCGGCGAGAAGCCUCAGCUCUGGCCACGCCGCAGGAGAACAACAGCGGUGCCAACACGCCCCGGGCGUCGAGAAACGCGGCGGCGGCUGCGGCGGCAGCGGCCGGGAAAGCGGACGAUGACGGCGACGGCCUGUCCACGAGCGGCGCGUCGACGCCGGCCGGGCCGGCGACAGGCAGCAAUGGAGGGGCCGGUCUGCCGCCCAACCUGGCCCAGGCCAACCGCAGUCUGUCAAAACUGGUGCUCGAAAAGAGCCUGCGGCUGCCGGGGGCCGCCGGUACUGGACAUUCGGCGGGCGCCGCGGCCCUGUCCGCCGUGGGCGCGUCCGCCCCCAGCGUGACCUACACCAACAUCGAGAGCGCGCCGAGCCUGGCGCCGCAGCGGCGGUACUGCGACAUCACGGGCCUGUCGGCACCGUACACAGACCCCAAGACGCGGCUGCGCUACCACAACAUGGAGGUCUUUGCGGCGAUCCGGAACUUCCAGCAGGGUGUGGCCGAGCAGUACCUGGAGACGCGCGGUGCCCACACGGUGCUGAAGUAA